Oncorhynchus gorbuscha (pink salmon) is the source of this 3147-nucleotide messenger RNA. RefSeq names its product succinate--CoA ligase [ADP-forming] subunit beta, mitochondrial. Gene Ontology annotation, molecular function: ATP binding; succinate-CoA ligase (ADP-forming) activity. Lineage: Eukaryota; Metazoa; Chordata; Actinopteri; Salmoniformes; Salmonidae. The coding region runs from base 74 to 1465 and encodes 463 amino acids. Gene Ontology annotation, cellular component: succinate-CoA ligase complex; mitochondrion. The transcript is spliced from 11 exons. Gene Ontology annotation, biological process: tricarboxylic acid cycle; succinyl-CoA metabolic process. The record is from RefSeq and is a predicted model, not a curated record.
GCCUAUGCGUGGGGCGCAUGUUUUUUUUAAUGUCACUACGCAUGCACCCAAUUCGUUAGCUUGAGAAGGGAACAUGGCGGCGUCCCUGAUUUGCGGCCGAUUGUCGGCUAGCCUGAGAAAUUCUGGGGCAAGAUCGACGCGUAACACUGCAUCCAAAGUGCUGGGUGGUUCCUCCGGCCUUCUUGGGGCUCAGCAGCAGCCCUCCCACCUUCAGCAGCAGCAGAGGAACCUCUCCCUGCAUGAGUACAUGAGCAUCGGCCUGCUCAAAGAGGCUGGCGUCUGUGUGCCCGAGGGCAAGGUUGCCAGCUCACCCGAUGAAGCCUACUCUGUUGCCAAGGAGAUUGGCACCAAGGAUCUAGUGGUGAAGGCUCAAGUGUUGGCUGGAGGCCGAGGCAAAGGCACCUUCGAGGGAGGUCUGAAGGGAGGAGUGAAGAUUGUCUACUCUCCAGAGGAGGCCCGGGACAUCUCCUCUCAGAUGAUUGGUCGUAAGCUUUACACCAAGCAGACAGGCGAGCAGGGCCGUAUCUGUAACCAGGUGUUCAUCUGUGAGCGCAGGUACCCCCGCAGGGAGUACUACUUCGCCAUCACCAUGGAGAGAUCCUUCCAGGGCCCCGUGUUGAUUGGCAGCUCUCAGGGGGGCGUGAACAUCGAGGAUGUGGCAGCAGAGAAUCCCGACGCCAUUGUGAAGGAGCCAAUCGACAUCAUGGAGGGAAUCAAGAUGGAACAAGCUGUUUCGAUUGCCACAAAGAUGGGCUUCCCUGCUGCUCUGAUUGACGACGCAGCUGCUAACAUAAUCAAGCUCUACAACGUCUUCAUGAAGUUUGACGCCUCCAUGCUGGAGAUCAACCCCAUGGUGGAGGACGCCUCUGGCCAGGUGAUGUGCAUGGACGCCAAGAUCAACUUUGACUCGAACGCAGCGUAUCGCCAGAAGAAGGUGUUUGACAUGCAGGACUGGACCCAGGAGGAUGCCAGGGACCGACAGGCAGCCAAGGCUGACCUCAACUACAUUGGCCUGGACGGAUCCAUUGGGUGUCUGGUGAACGGGGCUGGUCUUGCCAUGGCCACCAUGGACAUCAUUAAGCUGCAUGGUGGCACGCCUGCCAACUUCCUGGACGUGGGGGGCGGAGCUACAGCCCACCAGGUGAUGGAGGCCUUUAAACUCAUCACCUCUGACAGGAAGGUGCAGGCCAUCCUUGUGAACAUCUUUGGUGGCAUCAUGAGGUGUGACAUCAUUGCUCAGGGCAUCAUCAUGGCUGUUACAGACCUGGACCUGAAGAUCCCCAUUGUGGUGCGGUUACAAGGAUCCAGAGUGGAUGAUGCCAAAGCUUUGAUUGCCGCUAGCCCACUGAAGCUCCUGGCCUGUGACGAUCUAGACGAGGCCGCUAGAAUGGUUGUAAAGCUUUCUGAAAUUGUGUCGCUGGCUCAGGAGGCUCAUGUGGACAUCUCUUUCCAGCUGCCACUCUAAGCCAUGUCCCUUGACUCUAUGACCACAUCUGAACCCUGACACCCCACCCCUUGAACAACAAGAAGAGCCUCUCAUUACUGAGCGAAUACUACAACACAGCCCACCAACUUCUGUUAGUUCUGUUUCUCUCUUUCUCUCUCAGUGGCAAGGCUCCAAAAUACACACACAUACAGGUAACUGCCAAAUUAAAGGAAACUAAGUAAAUGAGGGAUACAAAGUUGCCUGGCAACCCAGACUCCUUGCUCGUGCCAAACGCUAUGCCACGCCCACGAACGUUAGUUUCUUCACUGCAAAGAGUCUGGAUCUGAGUACCUUCCCGACCCUUCAUCAAAUGCGAACACAUUCAGGGUCGUCUGAUUGGUCCAGAAACCGAUGAUAUGAAUCAGAACACAGGUGUGUAAAGCUGCGGUUUGAAAAUGUCAUUAACUUUAGCUACUCUCUACUUUCCUCACUCGGUUUUGUUAUGUGUGAAGGGGCUUCCUACUGUGGCUUGUCGGUUUGUUCAAGCACACUUAUCAGAUUAGACACUGGGGGCGCUCCUCCAGAUUAGUCCAGUAUUAUUCACUCUGUUGUGUUUGUCCUCAGUGUAUAGGUUACAUUUACAACAAUGCUCAAGAGACUUUUCACACCACAUUCUUGCAAUACUUAGUCAAUAAACGCAUACCUUAGGUUCCAUGCUGGUAUGGUUGAAAGAGGACUAAUUACUGCAGGUGGGGGCAUUUAAAGGGGUAACCCCGCCUCUCAGGUGGAUGUGAUCUGAUUGAUUACUUUGACUGAGGUGUGUGGUGACCAAUAAGGAUCAGGCUCCCCUCCAGGAGGUAGGGGUUUUGUACACGGUUCAUUCUCCUGGAUCAGUGGUUUAGAGAGGGUUACUGCUGGAUGCAAUGUCAGUCAGUCAUAGCCCCCCCCCCCCCCCCCUUAAGUCUCCUGUCUGCCCCUGCAGGAGUGCCUUAUAUUGAGUGGUCUGAGAAUGGGAGAUGGGGUAAGAAUUAGGGGGGGGUUUAUAGGGCAGGUGCCCAUUGUAAUGACAGCUGCUAGGUUGUGACACUGGACUAAUACUUGGCAAACUAAGAAAAUAGUUUAUGGAAUGUAAAUCACUCUUAGGAGUACCUCAUGUCAAUCAUUUCAUCUCCAUGCAAUUUGAAAUGCAUAGCUGAAUAGUGGAUUGUUCUGAUUCUGGCAAGAGAGACUGACUCAUACCUGGAUAAAAGCAUCGGAGUACUCCUUUACUCCUGAACUAGUAUGAGUUAUUUGUGAGUGUUUAGUGUGUGUGAUAUCUAAACUACUGCUUAUCUGGUUGACUGCAUGUUUGUGUAUUUGUCUCUUCCAUCCCUUCUAUCGGAGGGUCUCCUAUAUAAUAGUCUGCCACCAUGUCACAGGAACAACCUUUCUCACUCUGUUCAGGUACAUAUGAUGACAAAAAUGGGGGUGGGCCGUGUCCACUCAACUGUUAAAAGAUUGUACUGUAGUUAAGUCUUCUCUCUAUUUCUCCCUAUUUCUCCCUAUCUCCCUCCAUUCCUCUGUAUCUGUUACUCCCCAGCCCUCAGAACACAGAAACACACAUAUUGUGAGUUGUAAGACAUUUAUUAUAUCUUGUAAAUAACGAGACCGCUGUUUUCUUCUAUAAAAUAUUUAUGCUUCUCUUGGGGAGUAAAAAAAAUGAAUAAAUGGAGAACACCGAC